Molecule: messenger RNA, 2121 nt
Organism: Thamnophis elegans (Western terrestrial garter snake)
Lineage: Eukaryota; Metazoa; Chordata; Lepidosauria; Squamata; Natricidae
Gene: L2HGDH
Product: L-2-hydroxyglutarate dehydrogenase
Exons: 10
Coding region: 23-1384 (453 amino acids)
Molecular function (GO): (S)-2-hydroxyglutarate dehydrogenase activity; (S)-2-hydroxy-acid oxidase activity
Source: RefSeq, a predicted model, not a curated record
CUCCCGCCCGCCAGAGCUCGCAAUGAUCCCGGCGUGGCUUAGGGUCGUCGGCGGGGCUUGGCGCCCUUGUCGGGCCGGGGGUCGGGCGAUGCCCUCGCGGCCUCUCAGCGCCGACAACGGCCGACGGAGGAGUACCUUUGAUGUCGUUGUCAUUGGUGGUGGAAUUGUGGGUCUAGCAUCCGCCAGAGAGCUUAGCCUGCGGCAUCCGUCUCUUGCUUUUGCAGUACUUGAAAAGGAAAAGGAAUUAGCUCUCCAUCAAAGUGGGCAUAACAGUGGUGUUAUUCACAGUGGAAUCUAUUAUACACCUGGAUCCUUAAAAGCCAAGUUGUGUGUAGAAGGAGCUGUUCUCUGCUAUGAAUACUGUGACCAAAAAGGAAUCCCAUAUAAACAAUGUGGCAAGCUGAUUGUUGCAGUGGAACAUGAAGAAAUUCCAAGGCUCAAGGCACUUUAUGAAAGGGGGACACAGAAUAAUGUCCGGGGGCUGCAACUAAUCUCUCCCAAAGAAAUACAAGCCAAGGAACCCUACUGUCGGGGGUUGAUGGCUCUGGAUUCCCCAUACACCGGCAUUGUGAACUACAGGCAGGUGGCCCUAGCCUAUGCUGAAGAUUUUCAGACAGCUGGAGGUACUGUCUUGACAGAGUUUGAGGUGGAACAGAUGGAUAUGGCAAAGGAAAGUGCUGAAGGAAGUAAAGAAGGGAUGAAAUAUCCAAUUAUUGUUAGAAAUUCAAAGGGGAAGGAGGUCCGAUGCCGACAUCUUGUGUCCUGCGCAGGACUUUACUCGGACAGACUCUCCCAAAUCUCUGGUUGUGACCCAGAGCCCCGCAUUGUGCCUUUCCGUGGAGAUUAUUUGAUGCUGAAGCCAGAGAAGUGCUAUUUAGUUAGAGGAAACAUUUAUCCGGUACCUGAUCCCCGUUUCCCCUUUCUGGGCAUUCAUUUUACCCCACGGAUGGAUGGUAGUGUCUGGCUUGGACCAAAUGCAGUCCUUGCAUUUAAACGAGAGGGCUACAAAUUUUAUGAUUUCAGUAUUCAAGAUUUUAUAGAUGCAGCUGCUUACAGUGGUUUAUGGAAACUAGCGUUGAAGAAUUUUUCAUAUGGGAUGGGUGAAAUGUACAGAGCAUGUUUUCUAAAUGCCCAAUUGAAGCAGCUGCAAAGAAUCAUCCCUGAAGUUACCAUCAAUGAUAUUCAGAGAGGACCUGCUGGGGUCAGAGCUCAAGCCUUGGACAGUGGUGGGAACUUGAUUGAUGACUUUGUGUUUGAUAGUGGAACUGGAGACAUUGCUGCUCGAAUCCUCCAUGUCAGGAAUGCCCCUUCACCUGCCGCUACCUCCUCCCUUGCCAUUGCAAAAAUGAUAGCCAAGGAGGUGGAGCAGAGAUUCGAAUUGUGACUGGACUGUGGAGACAUGGGCCUCUUUGCUCCUCCUCAUCUUAGCUACUGUGACAGGCAAAGAAAAGGGGUGUUUCUUGUUUGGAAACAGAGGAUUAGAAAAAGGAACCACCUACUAGUUUGCUAUACAAAAGCAUCAAACUUGACCACGAUUGGUAUCACAGCACUGAAACUAUUUAAAGGGAUAGGAAGAUCCAUUGACUGUCAUAUUACUUUGCUAAAGAAAAAUGGUGUUUAUACAUUAGAGCAAUUAGCAAACCAGAAUCUUUCUUCUUUUCCUUAAGAGACGACCUUGUGUCUCAAUAAAGUUAUGUUUCCAAAUAGAGUGGUAAGGAGGAGACUAGACUAAGAGAGCCAGUUCUGCCUAGGUUUCUGUUUUUUUACUUACACAAAGAAUCAAUAAUGGCCAUUAGCCUUUUAAAAAUACUGGAGCAAGCAAGAGAUGUGGUUGUAGACUUUUUUUCAAUCUUAGAUUCAUCUGAAAAAAGGAGUCGAUAAACUGUCCAUCGAUCAUGGUAUCAAUAGAAAAGAAUAUUUGUGCACUGAUAAUGUAAUGAAAGAUAGUGGAUAUUAUAAAGAUAACUGGUGCCAUCUUUAGCAGAAGUUAUGCUGUGAACUUCCAGGAAAAAUAUAUCAGUCAAGCGUCUUUGGUCUUCAGUUUUUAUUUUUAGCAAAGGAAUGCUGACAAAAAUACAAGCAGCUGGUGGUCAGAAGCAAAGUAGUGCAUUAUCCUUACCA